UCAGUUCCAGGGUGGCGUGUGGUCCCUGAACAUGAUGCUGUGUGACGGUCUGAUGUCCAUGGAUGUGAUGCUGUGCACAGCCUCCAUCUUCAACCUCUGUGCCAUCAGCGUCGACAGGUUCAUUGCCGUGUCAAUCCCUCUGAACUACAACAGGAAGCACGUUGACCAGCGUCAGAUCAUCCUGCUGUCAGGCACCUGGCUCAUAGCCCUGGCCGUGGCCUCCCCAGUCAUGUUGGGUAUCAACAACAUCCCACACCGGGACCCCACCGAGUGUAAACUGGAAGAUGACAACUACGUGAUUUACUCCUCUGUCUGCUCCUUCUUCAUCCCCUGUCCCAUCAUGCUCCUCCUCUACUUCGGCAUGUUCCAGGGCCUGAAGAGGUGGGAGGAGGCGCGCAAGGCCAAGCUGAGGAACAGCAUCCAGACAUGCAGGAAGCUUCAGCAUGCAGCCGCAGCCGCCGCCAUGCCGACCUCAGGGACCAUCCCCGGGCCGCUGCCCAUGCCCCUGCCCAGGAUCAUCGAGAGGGACCUGGCUCAGGCCCGGCUGGGGCUGGAGGAUACCGAUGACUAUCUGCAGCCAGACUGCCCCCCGUUCCCCUCGGCGUACAGGGAGAGGAUCAGCUCCGUGCCGUCUAUCUCCUACCAGCAGAAGCCGCCGCAGAAGAGGAAGCGAGCCAAGAUCAACGGCAGGGAGAGGAAGGCCAUGAGGGUUCUUCCAGUUGUGGUGGGUUGCUUCCUGUUCUGCUGGACCCCGUUCUUCGUCGUCCACACCACCCGGGCCCUGUGUGCUACCUGCUACAUCCCGCAGGCCCUGAUAAGCACCGUCACCUGGCUGGGCUACGUCAACAGCGCCCUCAACCCCAUUAUCUACACGGUCUUCAACACAGAGUUCAGGAAGUUCUUCAAGAAGUCCCUCCACUCAUUCAGCUGCUGCUGACGUCAGCCCCACACCGCAGGAACAAUGGUAGCGCUAACCGUACUCUCACAGAAGGCGUAUAUUACUGCACAGGCAUUUCCAGUUGGGGUCAGUUCAGAAGGUACACAAAAAAAAAUGUCCAAUUAUCUUCAAUGCUUUUCGGUGAGGAGAAUGUGGAAUUGACUUUCUUAAUUGCCUGGGGAUGGCCCAGGGCUAAAUCUGUAUGUAUUGCUCUGGGGUGACCAACCCUCCUCCUGGACAGCUACUUAGUGAACAGGUUUUUGCUACAACCCUACCCUAAACAGAUGACCUUGAUCAGCAGGGAUGGAGCCAGCACACCCUGUAGAUCUCCAGGAGGAGGUUACAAGUUAAACCUUCAUUUAACUAGGCAAGUCAGUUAAAGAACACAUUCUUAUUUACAAUGACGGCCUACCGGGGAUCAGUGUGUUAACUGCUUUGUUCAGGGGCAGAACAACAGAUUUUUACCCUUGUCAGCUUGGGGAUUCGAUCCAGCAACCUUUAGGUUACCGACCCAACGCUCUAACCACUAGGCUACCUGCUGGUUACUGACCCAACGCUCUAACCACUAGGCUACCUGCCCCCUCAACCCCAUAGUCAUGCCACUGAGAUUUGGCUAUAUGAGUGUUUAUCUGGUGGGUGGGCGGAGUUGGGUGGGCGGAGUCUGAGACCAUUCCAACUGUUCUAAAGUAACAUCGCUCUCCGUCCUGGAUACCAUGGCGAUGCUGGCUUUGCAUUGUUUAUUACAGGUGUGGUAUGAGGCUUAAUACUAGCAUUAUAACAGUCUUACGACGGUGUUAUUACAGCCCUGUGAUUACACCUUUAAAUCUGAAGUUAUUUAGCUGACAGCAUUAUGAAGAACAGAAGCUAAUCAAUGAAUGCAUUCAUACAGUGUGUAUGAUACUGAAGCUUUAGCCUGUAACCUCGUAUACAAAUCCAUUCAAAUGUUGUUUUAUUUCAUUUUUGAAAGUUUGUUGUAAUGUUGUUUGUUUUUGCCAUUUUAACUGAAGCCAAUACUUUGACUGUGUCUGCCUGUAACAGCAGUCUGUUUGUCGGCUCAUUGACAGUGCCUACUGUUUUACCAUAUCCACGUUUUAUGUGGAAAGCUUUCCAAUAAAAUAAAAGACACCUCU
This is a messenger RNA of Oncorhynchus mykiss (rainbow trout), 2067 nucleotides long. The record is from RefSeq and is a predicted model, not a curated record. NCBI's taxonomy places the organism in Eukaryota, Metazoa, Chordata, Actinopteri, Salmoniformes, Salmonidae.